AUGGAGCAACCUUUCAUGCGCGUCGGCAUCGCUGAUGAAGACAAACAAGCCCCUUGUUACGUCCAUGUUCCGCGAAUCGACCUCUCAGAGCAGGUCCAGUGGUUUGGGCCAUCCCACCCAGACGCAGUGGAUGCAGCCCUUUGCAAAUACCUCUCUUUUCAGCACGAUCAACUAUGGCUACAUCUUGAUCAGCGUCCGCCCUGGAAAAUUGCCGUCAUACCCAUCGAAACAAUUCAGGGCUCUCCAACCGAGAUUGAGGUCGUCUACUCCUUUCAUCAUGCCGUCGGCGAUGGCACAAGCGGUUCCAUCUUCCACAAGCGGCUCCUUGACGCACUCAGCAAUCCAGUCGUCAUUUCGGGACUUGAGGCAGACCAGCUCAACUUCCCAGAGCCACCGGUAUUGCCUAGACCGCAGGAUCAACUUAUUCAUGGCCGGAUCAGCUGGUCGUACUUUCUCUGGGAGUUGUGGGGUGCCUUCGGUCCUUCAUGGCUGAAGACUAAACCUGAGGUUACUCCUUGGAAAGCUCGCACCAUCGAUCUAUCCAUGCCUUACCAAACCAGCGUUCGCAUUCUGCGGGUUCCUGCUGUGACCGCAACUGAGCUAUUGGCGGCCUCUCGGGCUCACUCUAUGACUCUGACACCAUUGUUUCAUGCACUUGUCGCCGCCUCGCUUUCUCGCCACCUUCCCGCCUCUGAGGCUCCUGCCUUUGAGUCAAGUUCAGCUAUUAGCUUGAGACGGUUUGUCCCUGCAGCCACGGGACUCGAUGUAGACAACCAAAUGUCGGUUCUCGUCACAUCAACAGAUCACCCGAUAUCCGAGGCGCUGACCGCGAAUAUCCGAGGAUCCCGUGGACCAAAUUUCGAAAAAGCAGUUUGGGACGUCGCAGCUUCUGUCAAAAGGGAUCUUCAAGACAGGCUAGCAACUUUGCCUCAUGACGAUAUUACAGCCAUGUUGAAGUACGUCAGCAACUUUCACGAGUUCUUCACAACGAAGAACGGCUGUGAGCGUGGCAACAGCUGGGAGGUUAGCAACCUGGGUGCUAUCAGUGGCGGCACCAUCGAAGGGAAUUGGAAGCUGACCCGUGCUGUGUUCUCACAGUCAGCCAUGCCAGUGGGAGCUGGCUUUGGUGUUAAUGUCGCAGGCAUAGCCGGUGGAGAAGUCACCGUCACACUGACUUGGGAUGAAUCUGUCAUAGACUCGGCUCUGAUGGAAACGCUGGCCACAGACCUCGAAGCAUGGACGCAACAGCUCGGGGCCGGCGUGUCCCUUUAG
This is a messenger RNA of Colletotrichum spaethianum, 1272 nucleotides long. Its product is annotated as putative alcohol acetyltransferase FCK4. The record is from RefSeq and is a predicted model, not a curated record. The transcript has a single exon. The coding region runs from base 1 to 1272 and encodes 423 amino acids. NCBI's taxonomy places the organism in Eukaryota, Fungi, Ascomycota, Sordariomycetes, Glomerellales, Glomerellaceae. Gene Ontology annotation, molecular function: N-acetyltransferase activity.